Molecule: messenger RNA, 672 nt
Organism: Adineta ricciae
Lineage: Eukaryota; Metazoa; Rotifera; Eurotatoria; Adinetida; Adinetidae
Source: the annotation of a GenBank genome assembly
AUGACCCGUCCAAUAUCAUUAACAACGAAAGAUCAACAAAAUCUCAGUAGUAGCAAUCAACAGUGCACAUUUAAGAUAAUGUUACUUGGCGAUAGUGGCGUUGGUAAAACAUGUUUAUUAGUGCGUUUUAAAGAUGACACAUUUCUCUCGGGGAGCUUCAUCGCUACGGUUGGCAUCGAUUUCCGAAAUAAAAACAUUGUGAUUAAUGAUAAAUAUGUGAAACUUCAAAUCUAUGAUACCGCUGGUCAAGAGCGUUUUCGUUCGGUAACUCAUUCAUAUUAUCGUGAUGCAAAUGCUCUUCUUCUUCUCUACGAUGUCUCGUCAAUUCUCAGUUUCAAUCAUGUGCGCGAUUGGCUAGGUGAAAUCAAAGAAUAUGCCCAGACAAAUGUUAUUAUCAUGUUAAUCGCCAAUAAAGUUGACAAGACAACGGAACGCGUUGUAACACGUGAAAUGGGUGAGAAACUAGCAGCUGAAUAUGAAGUCUCAUACAUAGAAACAUCGGCAAAAACCGGCCUGAACGUGGAAUUCUCGUUCAAAGCAGUGGGCCAAGCGUUACUCGAACAGAUGAACUCGACGACAACUAAUGGGCAAACAGCCUCAAAGACGUUAAAUGAACUUGUUCAACUAAAUGAUCGAACACCUAAACAUGGUUUCUGUUGUUCAUAUUCAUAG